AUGCACCGCCUGCCGCUCCUCCUCCACGUCUGGUGGGCCCUGCUCCAGGCAGGCUGUGCGCCAGUGGCCACCGUGCACCUCCGUACAUGGGGGCAGCCCUCGUCGCCGUCCCCUCUUGCCUAUAUGCUGAGCCUCUACCGUGACCCGUUGCCCCGGGCGGACAUCAUCCGCAGCCUGCAGGCGCAAGAUGUGGAGGUGCAGGGGCAAAACUGGACCUUUGCUUUUGACUUCUCCUUCCUGAGCCAAGAAGAGGAUCUGACAUGGGCUGAGCUCCGGCUGCAGCUGCCAACCCCUGUGGACCCUCCCUCUGAGGCCCCAGUGUCCAUCGAGAUUUUCCACCAGCCAAAGCUGGACGCAGAGCAGGACCCAGCCGGUUGCCUGGAACGACUUCAGAUGGACCUGUUCACUGUCACUCCAUCUCAGGUCACCUUCUCAUCAGGCAGCAUAGUCCUGGAGGUAACCAGGCCACUCUCCAAGUGGCUGAAGCACCCCAGGGAGCUAGAGGAGCAGCUCUCUGGUCCAGCUAGAGAGUGUUGGCAGCAGCCACCUGAGCUGCCCAGCACCAACGUGCUCCUCAUGCUCUACUCCAACCUCCCCCAGGAGCAGAGGCGGCUGGGCGGCUCCACACUCCUGUGGGAGGCUGAGAGCUCCUGGCGGGCCCAGGAGGGGCAGCUCUCCAAGGAGAGGAGCCGGAGGCACCGGCGACAACACUUGCCAGACAGAAGCCAACUGUGUCGGAAGGUCAAAUUCCAGGUGGAUUUCAACCUGAUCGGCUGGGGCUCCUGGAUCAUCUACCCCAAGCAGUACAAUGCCUAUCGCUGCGAGGGCGAGUGUCCCAACCCCGUGGGGGAAGAGUUUCAUCCCACCAACCAUGCAUACAUCCAGAGCUUGCUGAAACGUUACCAGCCCCAUCGCGUCCCCUCUACCUGCUGCGCCCCAGUGAAGACCAAGCCGUUGAGUAUGCUUUAUGUGGACAAUGGCAGGGUCCUGCUAGAUCAUCAUAAAGACAUGAUAGUGGAAGAAUGUGGGUGUCUAUGAAGAGAUUUGAGAGGGAUGUUGGAUUUGCCUGUCCCCUGGAAGGUUGGGAAGCUCUUGGAAGACAUGGUAACCAUCAGAUCCACUGAAGAGAAACAAAGAGGGGCAAGGUUGCUCUGUCCCCAGAACUGAAGAGGAAGGCUGCCCAUGCUAACUGCAGGGCCCUGUGGAUUGGGGCUCACC
Choloepus didactylus (southern two-toed sloth) is the source of this 1218-nucleotide messenger RNA. RefSeq names its product nodal growth differentiation factor (gene NODAL). NCBI's taxonomy places the organism in Eukaryota, Metazoa, Chordata, Mammalia, Pilosa, Megalonychidae. Gene Ontology annotation, biological process: BMP signaling pathway; SMAD protein signal transduction. The record is from RefSeq and is a predicted model, not a curated record. Gene Ontology annotation, cellular component: extracellular region. The transcript has 3 exons. Gene Ontology annotation, molecular function: growth factor activity; type I activin receptor binding; cytokine activity. Bases 1 to 1038 code for a protein of 345 amino acids.